AUGCACGCCUCCCACAAGGCUCUCCUGGUGUCCGCCCUGCUGAGGCGCGGGGCCCGCGGCUGCCCCGCCGAUCACGCUGCCUUCCGAUCGGACCCCGGCGUCGCAUCCUGCGUUGACGACCCACUGUGGGUUCGCAUGUGCGGGGCCGGCCACAAUUCGGACACUGCACGGAGCCGAUCAACGAUCGGGGCGCCCACUUUUGGCGCAAGGCGCGGGGAGUGUAGAGCCAGGGGGACCGACCUGGCGACCUACUGCUCCGCGGAGGGCGGGAACGGCGCCUGGGGACUGGACGGGAUGCGGUUCUCGGCCGGGGCUGGGCCCCCGCCCGUUGACGAGCUGUCGGUGACGAGUGCGCCCCCGCCGCCCGCUCUGUCCGAGUACCAGCCCGCCUGGACGGACCCCCGGUGGGCCAGCCCGCUGAGCGUCAAGCGCCGCAUCUUCUGCAACCGCUCGCUGAACAUGGACUCCGUCAUCGCCGUGGGGUUCGACAUGGACUAUACCCUGGCACAAUACCGGUCGGAGACCUUCGAGACGCUGGCGCACAGCCGCACGGUUGAGAAGCUCGUGGCCGCGUUCGGGUACCCACCCGAAAUCCGGGAGUUCAAGUUCGACUGGCGGUACAUGAUGCGCGGACUGAUCAUAGACAAAAAGCGCGGGAACGUGGUGAAGGUGGACAGGCACAAGUACGUGAAGAUUGCGUACCACGGCUUUCGGGCAUUGAACCGCGAGGAGCGCGUGUCCGCGUACUCGAGGUCGGAGGUGCGGGAGUCGUUCGACGAGCCGGACUACGCGAUGAUCGACACGCUGUUCUCCCUAGCGGAGGCGCACCUGUUCAUGAACCUGGUGGUGCUGAAGGACGCGCACUCGGAGGCCCUGCCCGGAAAGGAUUACGCGCAGAUCUACAGGGAUGUGCGCCAGGCAGUGGACCUGUGUCACAGGGACGGCAGCCUGAAACGAGCCGUGGCAGCGGACCCAGCCAAGUACAUCCACUCAGAUGAUUGCCUGGUGGAUGUGCUGAACACGCUGAGGCUGAAUGGCAAGAAAACCUUCCUGGCCACGAACUCGCUGUGGGACUACACCAAUGUCGUCAUGAAUUUCCUGCUCAGCAACAGGAAGGGCAGCGAGAAGAAUUUGGACUGGCUGCAGUACUUCGACGCUGUAAUGACAGGCUGCGCCAAGCCAGCCUUCUUCAGUGCCAGCAAGCCACUCUUUGUGGUGGACCCGCACACAGGGAUGCUGGGCAACACAGACAACGGAGCGCCUAUCAUACCGAUUGGCGAGGACGACCUACCUAGCCUCAGAAUGUCCUCCACCGCGCCCCACCUUGGAAACGAUGGCCAGAAGGCCAAAACCUUCCAGGGUGGCACAUAUGUGGACCUGCACAAAAUGCUGGGUGUGGACUCGGGAUCGGAUGUGUUGUACGUGGGGGAUCACAUCUAUGGGGACAUCUUACGGAGCAAGAAAAGUCUGGGUUGGAGGACAAUGCUUGUGGUGCCUGAGCUUGAGGCAGAGCUAGACAUACUCUCAAGGCAUUCCGGCAUCCAGGAUGAGCUACAGAGCUUAAGAGACCAACGCGAUGCCUUGGAAGAUCAGAUACAUCGACUGGAGUGGAGUGUCAGGCACAGGUCUCCAGCUUCAUCAGGGGAUGAUUCCCAGAGUGCCAAGGUUGCAAAGAUGCUGGAGGAACUGGUGCGCCAGAGGGAGGACAUUCGUCUGAAGCACAAGUCCCUCCUUCGAGACCACCACAGGGCCUUUCACCCUGUGUGGGGUCGCCUCCUGAAAACUGGCUAUGUGAAUUCCCGCUUGGCCCACCAAAUCGAGAGGUUUGCUUGCCUGUACACCAGCCACAUCGCCAACCUGACCUUCUACUCACCUAGAAAGAACUACCGUGGCAGGGUGGACCGCAUGGCCCAUGAGGAAGACCUGUGCCUUGGGCUGAUUGACGAAGAUGAUAUUGUGCAAGGUUGCGGGAUCUUUGAGGACUCAAUGCUUCGCGAAAGCGAUCAAGGCGGUGCUGGGAACAGGUGA
Ostreobium quekettii is the source of this 2028-nucleotide messenger RNA. The record is from the annotation of a GenBank genome assembly. NCBI's taxonomy places the organism in Eukaryota, Viridiplantae, Chlorophyta, Ulvophyceae, Bryopsidales, Ostreobiaceae.